This is a messenger RNA of Sinocyclocheilus grahami, 1501 nucleotides long. RefSeq names its product periphilin-1-like. The transcript is spliced from 5 exons. The record is from RefSeq and is a predicted model, not a curated record. The coding region runs from base 146 to 688 and encodes 180 amino acids. Gene Ontology annotation, cellular component: nucleoplasm. Gene Ontology annotation, biological process: negative regulation of DNA-templated transcription; negative regulation of gene expression, epigenetic; protein localization to heterochromatin. Lineage: Eukaryota; Metazoa; Chordata; Actinopteri; Cypriniformes; Cyprinidae.
AUGUCAUUUAAAACAGUAUUCAUAUAUUUUUCAGAACAAGAAAAGACAUAUCCAGAGAAUAAGGAGUCCCUUACGGUACACCCGCCCCUAUCAGCCAAGGUUUGAAGGGAAAAACCUGCAUUCACGUUUCAGGUUUUUCAGGACUAUGGAGGAACGGCGUUUUAUACGGCGCCCAAAUUUUGCACUGAGGUACCAGAGGCAUCAUACAUAUCAGUGGUCCAGUCUACAGCUAAGACGUAAGCCCAGAGCCUCUCCUCCUUCCAGACAGCAGUUCCACAAAGGCCUGAACAAGAAUAGCUCCACGGCACAUAUUGAACCCGGCAGAACAGACAUUUCUCGGCCAUCCUCUGGAAACAGACCAUCACUGCCAUCCACAGUGUCACAGAAACCCAGCAACAGAGAUGCUCUCUCAUCUGUGACAUGUGCUGUGGCACGAAACAGAGCUAUACAGAAGAAACAAGAGCAGAUAGAGGAGGUGUAUCGGCAGGACUGUGAUACAUUUGGCAUGGUUGUGAAGAUGUUGGUGGCCAAGGAUCCAUCCUUGGAGAAGCCAAUUCAGCUGUCUCUGCGUGAAAACCUGAGGGACAUUGGCAUGCGUUGCAUCAAGGCCAUGGAGCAGUUCAUCCAUGAGUAUGAUUCCAGAGAGCUAGACACUCCAUCCACCUCCCAACUGCAUUCCAUCAAGUGACGACUCCAAACACAUGGCAAAAUCCAGCUACUUAUUCGCUUCUCAUGCACGCUAUCCAUUCAACUUUAAAAUGUGCCCCUCUUUAUCACACCUUUAGCUAUAUCAGUGUUUCUUCAAACAAUUUUCAUAUACAUAGUCAAUGAAAUUACUUUUAUUACACCUUUGUAUUCCUUUUUUUUGGUAAACAGAGGAUGUUCCACGUAUCUGUAAUCCCACAAAACCACUGAGAAAAGUCAAAAAAAUACAAGAAUAUGAAUAGUAUGAAUAUAAUAGGCAUUUUACAUUAUCUUCCUUAUAAUGCUUGCAAAACAUUAUUACAACAUCUCUUCCUUGUUGAGCAACAAGCUUAAAAUAUUGGUGGUCAUCAGAGUAAAACAUACAGAAUUUGUUGUAUAUAAACUUAAAACACACAUCAUGUGACAUCAUGUGAAUUGUUAGUUGCACUUGUGAUAAAAUAUAGUGUUACCAUAGUACAUACAGUAAUAUCUGUCUACAUGUUUUACAAAUAAAAUUGUCUUCCACUGACUUGCAGAAUUGUAAUACAUUACAUGUAAGAUUACAAUUAGGAAGACAUAGAAGAUUGUGUGUAAAUGAACAGGAGAGGGUUAUCCAAAACUGGAGCAAUGUUAAAAGAAACACAACCUUAGAGAAAAGUUCAGCUGUAAAACGUUUCACCCUAUUUCUGACAAUUUGUCCAGAAAAGAAAAUAUAAAAUAUGCUUUUUAAUGGAUCACUUCGAUUGUAAUAAUCUGAAACUUCAUUAAAGGCAUUGUUUGUUUGUUAAUAGUUAUUUAAUUCACAUACACGACAUGA